AUCGCAACACACGGUUCAGAACGUCGUGUGUCCUGAGCGCCAGCGCAAUAGCCGUGCAUUUUCAGCUGGCACCCGGCGACGGCAUUGAUCAAACAUAUCGCAUUUAGCAUUCGGCACGACAACAGCCGCUCACCCAACGUUAUUUAGUUCAUUUCGAAAGUUUGUCGCCGUCGAACGCGCAUUCAAAGAUGAAAUUCCCCAACACUUUAGAUUUCAACACCUACCGGGCGUACUUUUGUUCACGGCAUUUGUCACGUGACGAGCACCGUCAGGUGGACAGUAUCAAUCUUGAGUGGGACACGUGCAAUCCGGAACCGUUAAAAACUCUGUGCCUCAACACUAUCGCGCACAAUUGGUUGACGAUACCGUUCUUCCGGGAAAUUCCACUAUGUGAAGAUAGGCAUUUUCUUUUGGAUUUGUUAGAUUUGAAUUUUCCACUGGAAAAUUUGUGCGCCAGAAUAAGAAGUGAUGCCUUCUGGAAGCGAGCAUUUGUGAACAGAUGGAAAAACUAUUAUCCAGUGAAUGUGAAUAAUAAGCCGUGGAUUCGAGUGUACCUGGAACAACACAUCAAAGAAACAAUAGAACAUAUGAAGCCCAAUGACUACGACCCGGAAAGUGUUCAAAAGUUGGUGGAUCUUUGUUCGUUGCAUGUAAAAGAGCUCAAGCUGGACCAGUUGCAGCCCUCGACCAACGAUAACACCGACCAUAUACCUCUGGACGUGGUGCUAUCUAAUCUAAGAGAACUACGAAAAGUCGAUAUCACGUACGAUGUGAAAAACGCGGGUCACAAUUUCUAUCUGGGUUGCGGUUCCAUCACAGAGAAGGACAUAAAACUAAUGACACAAGGCAUAGAACGCUGUUAUGAGUUGACCGAGUUCCGUUUGCAUAGUACUAAACUGGAGCCGAUGAUGAUGCGACGGCUGGCGGCGGCCAUGGACAAGGGAUGUCCGAAUUUAACUACGAUCGCUUUUCCCCACUGCCGGUGUGGCGACGUGGGUGUUCGAGCGUUUUUUGAUGCGCUAUCGCACGAGUCACUACCGAAUAUCAAAGAAGUGGUUCUGACGAACAAUUUUCUCUCCUCUGAUAGCGUAAUAGACUUGAUACAUCUUAUUCGAAGACGACCAAUCGAAAAAUUGGAUCUCCGAUUGAACCCCAUUCUGAGUGAGGGUGCAAUCUGUGUACUGACAAUGAUAGUCUACCUUCCACUGAAAGAACUCAACCUCAGCUGCUGCUCGAUCGACGAGGAGAUCGAAGAAUAUCUGCUGAUGAUGUUGCGCUUCAAUCGGAGUAUAAAAUUCUUGGAUUUCUCCUCCAACAAACUGGGACCGUUCAUGGGGGAGAAGCUGGUGAAGCAGGUGCACGAGAACAAAACACUGCAACGGUUUGACCUGCGUAAUACGGAAAUAUCCGCAGAUGUGCGCGCCCUCGUCGACGAACUGGUGAUGGAGAACCGCGAUCCGCACAGUUUACGCGAUUGGUAAGGGGCGGUCUUCAUGUGGUUAGAUGGGAAAUUUACAAACAACCGAUGUGUGAAUUGAAAAUUUUGCUAACUUCUAAACCAUAAUUAAUCAUCGUGGGUGCUGUAUCUACUCUAUCUAUCUAUAUAAAAACCAAUCUAUGUAUGUAUGUAUGUUCGCUAACUACUUCUGAACCACUUGACCGAUUUCAACCAAAUUUGGUACGCACAUUAUUUAUCUUCAGAAAAAGGUAACAAAUGGGGUGGGAGAGUCAUUAGGAAAACGGGGAGAGGUUUUGUUUAGAGAACGAACAAUUUAGUGUAACUUUCAACUGCCAGGACCGAUUUCAACCAUAUUUUAUACACAUAUUCACUACGAGGUGACGAUUUUAUGGGAGGGGUAAUUGGGGAAAGGGGGAGGGUCUGGAGGGAGGGGUAUUGUUCAGAUAACGGACAAUUCAAUGUAACUUCUUAACUCCUGGACCGAUCCCAACCAAAAUUGGUACACACAUUCUCUAUUUUAAUGAGAAGAUUAUAUGGGGGGUGUUAAAGUUAUUAAGAAAAGGGGGAGGGUCUAAAGGGAGAGGUACUGUUUAGAAAACAAACAAUUUAGCUUAGAACCUUUGGACUGAUUUCAACCAUAUUUGGUACACAUAUUCUGUAUCCUGAGUAGACGAUUAUGGAGGGUUAGAAAAGAAGGCAGGGGAGGUGGGAACCCUUAGAAUUGGGAACCUCUCAAUCGAUUUCAACCAAAUUUGGGACACAUGUUCUAUGUUCAAAGGAGAUGAUUACAGGGAGUACGAAUGUUAUUGGUUAAAGGGUCAGAAGAGUUUUUCAGGAAACGAGUUGUAGUUUACAAAGUGAACGCACAGAGUGAUUUAGAAAAAGAAGUAGAAUAAAUAAAGAAAGAAGGAAUAAGUGAGAAUGAACAAGGGAGAUGAAAGAGGGAGGAAGAUAGGAAAAAUGGGAAGAAGGCAUAAGGAAUUAAGAAGAAAAAACGAAAAAAGGAAAAGAAAGGAGUAAGAUAGAAAUAAGAGGGAAAAAAGCGGAGAAGAAAGAUUUAUCUUCCGUCAAUCUUUUUACUCAUGUGCGUUUAGGCAAGCAUGAAGACAUUUGAAUGACAUCAUUUAUUUGUCAAUCCGAUAUAAUAUAAUAAUAAUAUAAUCCCGAUACAAAAAUCAAUUUAUGUAUGUAUGUAUGUAUGUUCGCUAACUACUUCUGAACAAAUGACCAAUUUCAACCAAAUUUGGUACACAAAUUCUUCAUCUUCAGGAGAAGAUAACAAAAUUGGUCGGGUCGGGUAGUGGAGAGGUUUUGUUCAGAAAAUGAAUUAUUCAGUGUAACUUCCACUUCCCUGGACCGAUUUCAGCCAAAUUUUGUACACAUAUCAACUAUGAGAAGUCGAUCAUAUGGUAGGGUAAUUUUGGAAGAGAAGGGUAUGCAGGGAGAGGUAUUGUUUAGAAAAUUUAAAAUUCAGUGUAACUUUUGAAGCCCUGGGCCGAUUCCAACCAAAUUUGGUACACACACACUUAAACAGAGUAUCAGAGUUCGGUAAAUUAUUUCACCGAAGUUUGCGGUGAUUGAAUAAAUCACAAAUGCUUCGGUAAUUUUGCAUAUGUUGACAUUGUAACAUACCGAACUCCGGUGGUUAGUCACCAUUUUUACCGAUAAUACUGUAAUUUUCUACGAUCAAUGGUGGAUCGAUAAUAUUUACUGAAACUUCGGUAUCGUCCAACGUCAAAUCACAAACAUAGCGGUCAAAUCUACUAAGUCCAUUUAUGUUUGUGCUUUUGCAUUUGUGAUUUAGGCCCGAUGUCCACGUAGCGUCUUUUCAACGCUGCGUACACACGGCAUUAAAAGGACGCAGAUGUGCAUCGGGAAAAAGCGGUAACGCAGCGUCACCGCACCGAUGCACACCUGCGUUUUUUAACGCCACGUGCACGCAGCGUUGAAAAAACGCUACGUGGACAUCGGCCCUUAUUCAAUCACCGCAAACUUCGGUGAAAUAAUUUACCGAACUCUGAUACUCUAUUUAAGUAUAUAGGCCGACACUGAUUACAGCGUUAGAAAUGAUAUGGAAAUGAUUUUUUAUAAUUUUGUAAAAAAAUAAACACGAGUGCCCAUUAUAAGAAUAUUUUGUGGAGUCCAUAAUGGGAAAGAAGAACAUCUCGAAACGGAACAUGAAAAUCAAAUGAAGUGUCGACUAUACUACCCAUAUAUCCCAUGUUAGUUUUUGUUUCAAUUUCAAAUGCUAUUUUCUCACUUAUCUUUUUUUUUAAUUUGGUACAAGCAUGCGUAAAACUUCAGAAUAGGGAAGGAAUUUCCUAUUAUGGACCCCAAGGGGUCUACUAUAGGGAAAAUUUAGUCACACUUUGAAAUGUUAAUUUCAACGAAUAACGAGAUGCAGAACUUGUUAUUAGAUAUCACGCGAAAUUAAUAUAUUGAAAAUUUCUACUCCUUAUGGCAGGAAGAGUAAAAUUUCGCUACUAGUGGGUCCACUAUUGGGCAUUUUACCCUAUUCUUUAUCCUGAGCAGUACUAGUAGUUUUUGUGAUUGUUAUGUUAAAGCGAAAACAGUUGCAUUUUCAUUUUCAAGAGACCCAAUGAAAAUGUAGCGAGCUCCUGGUAACCUGUCACGGUACAAGCAGUCAUGAUGAGAAUAUUGCUUUAUUUUGAAAUAUAAAUAUCGAAAUAGUUGUAAUAGAUCUGUACAAAUCUCGAUGACUAGUCAAUAAAAUGAUUAUAUUCUUCCAGAUUUCCGAGUUAGCAUUAACAUUUUUGAAGGAGAAACAGCUUGUUUACAAUAAUAGUUUGAUGCGCUUUCAUGAAAUAAAAAUCCUUGACCUUUCUCGUCAAAAACUGUGUCUCGUUUUAUUAUCUCAGUCCAUUCUUUGACUUAUUUGAGGUCUACUUUCUCAAAGAACCCAUAUUAUUUGACUCCUCUAUAGUAUUUUUAAAAUAUAGUAUUUUUAAAAUACAAUACAAAAAUCGAAAAGAGACAGUUUAAGAGACUUUGUGUUUCACACGUAAAAGCAGCCUUUUAAGCAGCUACUUAGUAGACUUUUUAUAAUUCAAUAAUUUUGUAUCUUGACGAAGUUUGACCUACGGAUUGUUUGUUUGCACAAUUUUUUUUUUUUAUUUAUUGAGGCACUGAUAAACUACUUUGUUCGCCUCGAUGAUGAUGAUGGAUUUUAUAUACAUAUAUUGACGUAAUUGUAAUUUGACCUUUUUUUCUACAAAAGUUGAGUCUCGUGCGCGCAAAGCAGAUGUGAAUGAUUUUUAUUAAAUUUAUGUAUAGACUUGCGCAUUUUUAACUGUUUGAAUGAUUCUUCGGAUUAGUAAUGGGCUAUCUGGUAGAGUUUUGUUCCCGUGGUUGAUACCGAAACUUUUGAUAUCGACGGAGCGGUAACACAAGUUUUAGUUUUGUUGACGACUUAGAUUAUUAAUUUUAUUUAUGCUUAUGAGUGACAAACGUUAAGUGGGCUUGUAUAAACAUGAAACGCGAUUCUUGGUAGAACUUUUGAAAUCUGUGCGAGAGGUAUCACAAGUUUUGCAUUUUAGUAUAAACUCGAAGUAUCACUACCCUUAUGAGAAUCUGUAGAUGAAAACCACGAUUUUUUUUUCUUAAUUUACAUUUUUUGCUGGAUAGUAAUGGAAAGUUAUGUAAUUCAUAUCUGUGAUGGUAAUCAGAUCGUUUUUGUUUUUUGCAAAUCUGAUUAAAUUGUUAUAUCAAAUUCAAUUAAUUAUCUUAAAGAUAAAUCGUCUAGCUCAAACCUUUGUAGGGGUAUGUGGCGGGACCAUCAUCAUCAUCAUCAUCAAAAAGGGCUGUUUUUUUAGAUUGGCCCGAUUUUCGGGUGAAUGUUUUAGGCCGGUUCACACGUGCAGCACUUUUCGGUUUUAAAAAUAGGCUUCAUAACAUAUGGGUUCUUUGGGAAAGUUGACCUUAAAUAAGCCAAAGAAUCGAUUAAGCGAAUACAAAUUUUUGACGGGAAAGGUCAAUUCAUUUUAUUGUUUAUGUUUUUAAUGAAAGCGGGAGAGAAUAAAAUGUAAAUAUCGCGUGACCUCUCUCAAUGAAAAUAAAAAUCUCAGUACUGAUUUUGAGUAGACGAUUAUAGAGGGGGUGGGAGAUUCAUUAGGAAAAGAAGGCGAGUGUGAUGGUGAACAUUUCUUUAAAACUAUGAAACCUCUUGACCGAUUUCUAUUUAUCGAAUUUGGGAUAUAUCUCGCUUAACUUUUCAAAAGGACCUAAGUAACAUUUUUUUCCUGAUUUAAUUUGAGUACUGCAAUCAAAAUCUUUCAUGUUGUUCUGUUGAUUGCGCUAUUCAAAUUAAUUCAUGAAAAAAUGUUACUUAGGUCCUUUUGAAAAGUUAAGCGAGAUAUGUUCUCUGUAUUAAGAGGAGGAAAAGAGGGAGAAGAGUUUUACAGGAAACGAGCACUAGUUUACCAAGUGAACGCACAGAGUGAUUUAAAGGAAUAAAGAAGGCUGAAUGUGAGUGAGGAGGAAGUGGGAGAAGGGAGAAAGAGAAAGGAAGAGGGAAGAAAAAAAUAAAGCUGAAGGAAGACGGAAAUAGGAAGAAAAAACAAAAACAAUGAAGUAGAAAGAAGAAGGAUAUAGAUAAAAGGAAAGAAGGAAACAGCAUAGAACAAUGAAAAUAUGAAAAGAAAGAAGGAUAAAAGAAGAAGUUAGGUGGGAGGUUAAAGAUUCAAAUAUAAAAGAAAGGAAAGAGGAAUGAAGAGGGAGCCUAUUAAUAUUUAUACCAAGAGAGUUGGGUAUUUUUCAAACCUUUUGUAGUAUUAAGCCAAACGACAUUCGGCCAAAUGGCCUAACAUCAAAUAGAACACAAGGACACACCGGUAAAGCCGCUCUAUUGAGAAACCGAUCACAGUGUACACUUACAUAUCGAGUAGCAUCUAUGUAUCGAUCUAUCUUUCUGUCAAUCUGACUAUGUGCGUUUGGUGCUGCAUGGAGAUAUUUGUAUUGCAUAAUUUACUCUUAAAUCCCGAUCAAUGCCGGGUACAUAAAUAAAGCUAGUUUAUAUAAACCAAUCUAUGUAUGUAUGUAUGUAUGUUCACUAACUACUUCUGAACCAAUUGACCGAUUUUAACCAAAUUUGGUGGCAGGUUCAUAGGGAAAACAAGAAGAGGUUUUGUUCAGAAAACGAACAAUUCAGUGUAGCUUUCAACUACCUGGGCCGAUUUCAACCAAAUGCUGUAGACAUAUCAACUAUAAGGAGAGGAUUGUAUGGGCGGCUAAUUUUAGAAAGGAGGAGGGUGUGGAGGAAAGGGUGUAGUUUAGAAAAUGGAAAUUCUAUAUGUAACUUCUGAACCGCUUUAACCAAAUUUGGUACACACUUUCUCUAUUCUGGAAAGAUUAUGGCGGGGAUUGGAGAGUCAUUAUGAAAAUGGUGAGGGUGUGGUGGGAUGGUUAUUGUUUAGAAAACAUAUGUAUGUUGCUUCUGAUCCUGUGGACCGAUUUUAACCAAAUUUUGUGCACAUAUCCUUUAUCUUGAAUAGACGAUUAUAGAAGGGAGGGAGGAAAAGAAGGCGGAUGUGAUGGGACGUGUUUGAUUACAAAAUGAGCAUUUCGUUAAAACUUUGAAACCUUUUUACCAAUUGCAACCAAAUUUGGGGAUCAUGUUCUCUGUACUAAGGGCGCGGGGAAUAGGAGUCUUUAUUAGGAAAACGAGUAGUUUAGUGCAUGUGAUAACGUUAUUAUGCGCAUGGGACAAUUUGAAGCAAUAGAGAAGGCUCAAUGCAGAGAAAGCUGAAAGUAGAAGAAGAUGGAAAAAAAUUGAGUGGGAACAAACAGAUAGUAGAAGGAAUAAGAGUGAUGGAAGAAGAACAAGAA
Molecule: messenger RNA, 7303 nt
Organism: Armigeres subalbatus
Lineage: Eukaryota; Metazoa; Arthropoda; Insecta; Diptera; Culicidae
Exons: 3
Coding region: 189-1481 (430 amino acids)
Molecular function (GO): GTPase activator activity
Source: RefSeq, a predicted model, not a curated record